Perkinsus marinus ATCC 50983 is the source of this 960-nucleotide messenger RNA. RefSeq lists its product as hypothetical. The coding region runs from base 1 to 960 and encodes 319 amino acids. The transcript has a single exon. The record is from RefSeq and is a predicted model, not a curated record. Gene Ontology annotation, cellular component: spindle pole; gamma-tubulin complex; equatorial microtubule organizing center. Lineage: Eukaryota; Perkinsozoa; Perkinsida; Perkinsidae. Gene Ontology annotation, molecular function: microtubule minus-end binding; gamma-tubulin binding. Gene Ontology annotation, biological process: microtubule nucleation; mitotic cell cycle; cytoplasmic microtubule organization.
AUGGUUACGAGCUUCGCUGGGAAGGUUGAUUAUCAACUAUUAGCUCUUAGGUUGUACAACAAAGUAGCGGAUGCUGUUGAAGCUGUGCUCACCUCAGUGCCUGAGCCCCAUCCAGCUCCUUAUCAUUACACUCUUGUGGCCAUCAUCGAGUCGGUUGUCCUUGAGCCCUAUAGGGACAGGAUCUGCGACAUUGAGGGCUCUCUAUUACAACAUGAUGGGCUUCUGCCAGUCACUUAUCUGGUCGCUCAACUUCGCGAUCAAACCAUCCUUCUCACGUUCUUUUCUGACCUUCUUGACGAGGCACAGUCAGUACGGGGCUGCAUCCUGCUUAAUCUCCUCUGGUCGCGCUACCAUGCCUUGCCUGAGUGUUCACCGAUUCGCCGUCCUCUCGGGUUCUGUCUCGACGCACUUGGUGAACUCUUCUCAUCAAUGUUGUCCAAAUGGGUCUCGUUCGGACAAGUCCCUAUGAUGCCUGAUGUCUUCUUUAUCACACCUAUCAGCAAAGACUACUCGGUUGUGGAGACGGAGUCCGCUAGCUCUAGUGCAGUUGAGAUUGAUCAACAGCUUAUCCCGAAGGGAAUAAUUAGUUCCUCUCUGGCCGAGAAGAUACUUCUCUGUGGCUCUGCUGUUAGGGUCCUUGGUUUGUGCGAUACCACAGACGACACGAACAAGAAUGCUGAGAACUUGAGUCGGCUAAGGCAAUUGAAUGUACUUUUCGAUGGAGAUGAUCCGAACUCUAAGAUGACAUCUCCUGGCUGCAUACGUUACAUAGAGCGAAGUGUCGAACGGGCUCGAGGAUUUCUCAAUGGGUGGCUACGCGGAACGGUGUCACCCACACUAUUGGAGCAUUUAUCGGCUGUGAGGGGCCUCUAUCUGUUGGGGGAUGGAGGCUUCUGGCAAACCUUCUUGGAAGAGUGUGCCGAGCUCACCGUAACUCGUAAAGGAAAUGUCACUGAGUGA